This is a messenger RNA of Oreochromis niloticus (Nile tilapia), 4777 nucleotides long. It is a transcript of the gene npffr1l2, whose product is annotated as neuropeptide FF receptor 1 like 2. The record is from RefSeq and is a predicted model, not a curated record. Lineage: Eukaryota; Metazoa; Chordata; Actinopteri; Cichliformes; Cichlidae. Gene Ontology annotation, cellular component: plasma membrane. The coding region runs from base 370 to 1818 and encodes 482 amino acids. Gene Ontology annotation, biological process: cellular response to hormone stimulus; regulation of MAPK cascade; G protein-coupled receptor signaling pathway. The transcript is spliced from 5 exons. Gene Ontology annotation, molecular function: neuropeptide receptor activity; peptide binding; opioid receptor binding.
ACACGUCGCUGCGUCUCUGUGUUGCGCGCAGUUAGUCGGACUGUAGUACGUGGCUGCAGACCGCCGGGCACCUGCUAUGCAUUGUAGAUGGACUUCUAAAUUGUGACUGUUUUUCUGAAGGAACAUUACUGAAGGUUCUUUAUUAAAACUAUGUAAACAGUUAGAUGCCUGAGCGCCGCACUCUACGCUGAGGACCUCUGUCGCGUCUCCUCUACUAUUGACUCUUUUUCCAUCAGUGGAGCCGGACACCACAGAGGCCAGAAGAAGUCCAGCCAGUGAGGCAUUAACACAGAGAAAAACAUCCUCCGUGCUGUAGCCCAUGCAGUAGUCGUUACCACGAUCAAGUGCCAGUGUUGACUGAUAUCAACGAUGGAUAUUCUGGACGUUGUGGACGAAGACGGGAUGGCAUUUGAGGGAUCCAUCAUUACAUCCGUCCUUUUAAACACCAGCCUACUUGGUGUAUCCAAUGUCACCAACAUUACCUUUUUCCCUUACUAUCAGCACUCUCUGUAUGUGGCUGCCAUCUACACCCUGGCUUACUCCUUCAUCUUUCUGCUGUGUAUGGUGGGUAACAUCCUGGUGUGUCUCAUCGUACUGGAAAACCGUCGUAUGCGCACGGUCACCAACCUCUUCAUCCUCAACCUGGCUAUCAGUGACCUGCUGGUGGGGAUCUUCUGCAUCCCUACAACACUGGUGGACAACCUCAUCACAGGUUGGCCCUUCUCCAACACUGUGUGUAAGAUGAGCGGCUUUGUGCAGGGCGUGUCAGUGUCUGCAUCAGUCUUCACCCUGGUGGCCAUUGCUGUUGAAAGGUUUCGCUGUAUAGUGUACCCUCUGCAACCCAAGCUGACGGUGUUCAUUGCCAAAUUAGCCAUCAUCUCAAUCUGGGUGUUAGCCGUGGCCUUCAUGUGUCCUGCUGCAGUUGCCCUGACUGUGGAGAAAGUCCCUUACCAUUACAUGAUAUAUAAUAACAACUUCAAUCACUCAUUGCCCUUGUACACCUGCUACGAAAACUUUGCCAACCCUCGGAUGAGAAAGGUCUACACAGUGGUUUUGUUUGCGCACAUCUACCUGCUGCCCCUCACAGUAAUCUCACUGAUGUACAUAAGCAUCGGAGUCAAACUCUGUUCUUCUGUGUUUGCAAACAAGGAGCCGCACCUGGCCAAUGCUACAGUCCAGGUAGGAAGCAGGAGACACGGUCAUCCGAGGGUAUCGAGGAAAAAGAUAAAGGUGAUAAAGAUGCUCAUUGUGGUAGCUUUGCUUUUCAUGCUGUCCUGGUUGCCUCUCUGGACCCUCAUGAUGAUAACAGACUAUGCAGACUUGGAUGGGAACCAGCUGGACCUUCUGACCAGCUACAUCUUCCCCUUCGCACACUGGCUGGCUUUCUCGAACUCCAGCGUCAACCCCAUCAUCUAUGGCUACUACAAUGAGAACUUUAAGAGGGGCUUCGAGGCGAUAUGCAAGUCCAGGCCUUUUUGUUGCCUUGUGCAGAGCCAGCUGUGGAGCAGAAUUGUUGGGUGGAGGAAGAAAAGAAGGUCUGUGCAAGCACCUUGUGAAGGUACUGUUUCUAGAGAAGUUGUUAAUCACAACCAUUUUGUGUUGGGACUAAGAAAUCGAGUCCAUAAUGACAACAAGUUGAAUGACACGGCUGAGGUGAAUAGGAGUGCGAGGGUCGAGUGUGCGGUGGUCCAUUCGGGAAGGGCGCUUUCGGAUCAAGAGUUAGAAAUGACAGCUGUCAAUAAGAAAAGCAGUAAUGAAGAAGAAUCAGAAAAAGUUAGUUCACUGGCAGUUUCACCGUAUCAGGUGUGGGAUAACUGAAUAAUUACAGUGCUAGCAAGAGAAACCCGAAACAAAGCCAUACUGUGUUGCAUUGUUAUACUACCGCCCCAUGAAGGACACAGUCAUUAACUAUCUGAUGUCGCAGGUUACAUAUGGUUACACUUUAAAACGAUGGUUAUAGAGUACACACGUUAUUUUUCUACAAUUAAAAGAAGUUUAGGAGUUGAAAUGAAAAGAACAGUAGAACUAACUAACCCUUCUAACAGUCCAUAAACCAAAGACAAUCUGACUAUAUUGGUCACUUUCAUAUUAUUUUCCUGAAUCUGAACCACAAACAUCCAAUAAGGUAAGCAGGUCCUGUCGUCUCUCCUCUCCCUGCUACCAAAAGGAUUGGCUGAUCACGUGUGGAGCCACAAAGAAGUGUGACCACAUCAAAAGAUAACAAUGCCAGUAUUUAUGCGGGCUAAAUAUACAGACCUAAUUUAAGAUCCGUGCACGAUCUUCGCCGUCACAAGGCUUGGUCGAUAUUUGGUCUCUAUUUAUUUGAAAUAAGAAUUAGACCAAUAGCCUUUUUUCUGUCUGUUUAUCUCAUUAUCCAGCCUUUGUGCCAAGCACACAAAGACAUUUUUGUUACAAAAAAGUUUUUCAGCUCUUCAUUGAACUUUGUACACUUAGCAUGUUUAUCCCAAAACUGAUAUGGCACAACAGCCAAUUAUUAGUCAUCUGAUAAAACAACCAGAGUGAAAAUUAACAUGUUUUAACAAACCACUGCGACCCUUAUUAACAGAAACAACCCCCCAAAAUAUUGGAAGAUAAACUAAGACAGAUUAGAUGUCGUGUUAGCCUUUGUAUUCAAUCAUCUGGCAGUUAAUAUAGCUCAGCUUUGCGUCUUGUGAUAUGAAAUUUGUUCAAGGUAGCCUAGGGUUUUGUAUAAAAAAUACAUGAGAAUAAAAACAUUAUCUUCAUAGAUCGCAUCAAACGGAGGGAAAUGUGUAUCAUAAAGGGUGACUUCAUGCUGCAUUGGAGUCAGUGAAUGAUUAUGAAUGACAAACUACGCCACAAAAUAUCUAAAACACUUCAUGGGACAUCAGUGUGUUAGUUUUACACCUCUUAGCAAAUGUGUAGUGGAUAUUUUAAAGGAAGACAUCCAGCAGUCACUGAAAAACUGCCUUCAAAGAACAAUCGAAAAGCUACCUCCGCAAUCAUGCAAAUGUACUAAUGUAAGCAAAUUCAGAUUCAUACUGGAAGCUACUGGUCAACUACCUCAAACUCAGUAAUACUAUGAAACUUCUAAAACAUUUAAGUGGCAUAAAAUGAUGAAUGAAAAAAGCGCAAAUGCCAUUUAAUAAUCUCAUUCUAAUGUGCUGUAGUGCUUUCUAUUCAUUAGAAAGUCAUUACAAAUAUUUUCCAAUCAGUGGUUAGUCUUGGUGAUCGAUGUCAGUAAAGCCUCUCUGACCAUAGUGGCCGCUGACAAGAUGGAGUAUUUAUCUCGUAAUGUGCUAAAAACUGUGGUUAUGCUUAAAAAAAACUACUUUGCGUGACAAGAGACAAAAGUAAUAGAAAAAAAAAGCUGCUUUCUUGCACGCCCCCACACACUUAAGCCAAUUACUGUGUGGAGUAGGUGUGAAUGUUAGAUUGUCGAGGCUGACAGUGGUGAUCGUGGAUGAAUCAGUAUCACAAAGGCUCUAAUCAGCUGCCUCUGGCAACUGAUGAUUUUCCAGCCGAGCAGAAAGUGUGCCCCUGUGAAAAAAAUGGAAGUUGUUAUAAUUACAGGGUAACCUUAGAACGUCCACAAAUGAAGUGAAAUAAUAUGAAGUGAAUAUGAUAUCAAAUUAAACCACAGAUAUAUUGAGGGAGGAGGAAGAUAAUACUGACAGUCUGAAGAACUAAAAUAAAAUCACACAAGCGGAACAGAAAACAAGUUCUAAAAAUGGUACUAAUCACAAUUUGCACAACAUCUGACGUAAGACAACACACCGAUGUGGAUGACAAUCCACUUAAAGUGCUAAAACAUGAAACAUGCCAACCUUUACCAGACAAAUUGAUUAUGUUUGUGAUACAGCCCCUUUAGACCAGCGCUGAAAUCUCCCAGACCCCCCCUAAAGUACCCAACAUGCAUUUCUUUGCACGUGGUUCAGUUUCUCUAAAAUGCAGCAAUUGAAGAGGUGGAGGUACCUUCAAAACUCAUGAAUAAUGACGCAGGGCCAGAUUCAUAUUUACAUUUUUCUUACAGGGAAACUGAAUUCAGUGUGAUGCAGUGUUGCUGCAGCACAGCAAACCUCUUGCCACAGUGUUGCAGUCAGUCGCUUUAUUACAAAUGCAGCAUUACUCUCGUUGUGCCUUUUCGUGCUAGAUGUUUAUAUAGGAACGAACAGCAUAGAACAAACUGUGAAUGUGAAAUGUGCUAACUUUAGUUUCCUGCUGUUAUCUGCUCCAGGGUAAAUAACUUGAUGGUGUUAUGAUUACGGUUGUUGGCUGUGGCCAUUAUUUAAAAAUGAUUACUUGCUCAAAAUAACAUUUCUGUUUUUCUUGGGAGAAAACUGGUAUUUCUUCUGAAAAUAUAGACUUCAGUUUAAAGGGGAAUUCCACUGAUUUUUACACACAGAAAGUAGCUAGAAGAAAUUGGCUUUGUAACCUAAAAAUUACCUUAAGUUGAAAAAUAUACAUAUGUCCUUUGUAACCACAAAAAAACUGUUGGAUGCCCAUUGAUUGCAAUGAAUGUUGCCAAGAGUUAAGGCAACCAGCUGGUUGAGUUUGAAUGUACAAAACCCUCAGCCUCUCAUCGACCACUUUCAACAGCAAGGUGACUGCACAGGUUGCCUGCUUGGUAAAUGAUAAAUGGACGGGUACUAAUAUAGCACCUUUCUACCCAAUUUGAGUGCUUCUACUACAAGUCUUAUUCACCCAGUCACAGCCACACUCAUACAUUGCUUUACCCUACCGCCUACUGGUGUUGGCCAGAGGCCAGAGAUAUGGCAGCCUCGCCUCUGUCAGUCUG